Messenger RNA from Phytomonas sp. Hart1, 1786 nucleotides. NCBI's taxonomy places the organism in Eukaryota, Euglenozoa, Kinetoplastea, Trypanosomatida, Trypanosomatidae. The record is from the annotation of a GenBank genome assembly.
AACUCAAUUCCAAAAGGGAAAGGAAAAACGAAAAGAUCCAUUAACCGUGAUAAAAUAACUAACUAUCUAAAGAUUCAUUUAAAAAAAAAGAAGAAAAAAACGUCCACGAUAUGCAGUCUCAAGCCCCUCCCAUGACCUCUUUUGAGGAGAAUAUCACCCGCGCCUAUCAAUUUCUCACGGAGGCCCGUCUGCAGUCGGCGUUGAUGUACAACAGCACCAACUUCUGCAUGGAGCGCUGCCUCGACACGGAGGAGUUGUACACCCUGCGGCGCACCACUCAGGCCCCCAUUCGCUACCGAUUAAAAAAAGACUUGGAGGAAAAGCAGUGUGUGCAGAACUGCUCCGCGAAGUGGGAUGUUAUCCUCCGCACGGCAAUCAUGGAGGCAAAUGAAAAGGAGGUCCGCGAGGUCCAGGCGGACGCGAUGGCGAAAAUGCUGCGCGCGAUGCAAAAGCAGCAAUCGUAAACAACAGAGGGGGGGGGGGGGUAAAGAAGUCCCACCCCGAGGACGAUAUGCGUGAUUGCAUAGGGUUUAACCCUUUCGAAGGGAUUCUCUUUUCACGGUAGGGUUCUUUUGUUAACCUAUUGCUUUCUCCUUUUCUCUUAUUAGUUCAAUGUCGAGGAAAGAGUACCGGCGAUUAUGUGGUACAAAUGCCUCUCUUAUUUGGUUUACGGUGCCUACAGAGGAUAAUAACGAGUCGGCUAACAUACAUAAAUACGUAUAUAUAAAUAUAUAUUUAUAUUUGUGUGUGCCACAUCUCUGAAAAAAAUGACGGACAAACUAACGAAAAACUUUUUCGUCUCUUUCCUUGCAUGAUAAAAAAGAAAAUGACCAGGUUUUUGUAAUUCUACCUCCUUUUCUUACGGGAUAGGGUGGUUGUCAAAGUCAUUAUCCUGCAUCUUUGCAUUAAUAAUGCGGUUUGGUUGAAAAGCAGUAUGAAGUCGAUAUUUGUUUUUUUAUGCAUCCUUUUGAAUUUCCGCUACUUCUAUUUUUAUAAUUUUAAAAUUGGUUAAUAUUGACACUGGAUAGAUAACAUAACAAAUACCUUGUUAGUGUCAAUAAAGUGGAAAGUAUCGACAAGCAUGGCGAUUUUUAGUUGACAUCAGACAUUGACGGUUGCGUAUCUCAGAAAGACAUCACGCGUAACGGCCGAUCAUGGAUCCUACCACUCCAUCCGUAUAAAGCCGCUCUCAAGGGUACAUCAAUUUCUAAAAGUUAAACAAGCGUAUAACGUCUUAUCUGAUCCGUAGAUACACUUGAUUUACGACCACUUCGUUGAAGGUCUAAGGGUUUCAGAUGGCCCUAUGCCAAUGUCUCUCGCUUUCAUGCGGAGUGCCGUGUUUGGAGGUAUGUUUUGGAAGGUCAUGCUUUUGCUUCUCAAUUUGAUCUUAGUAUUCCUUGCGCUCCUUGGUGAAUAUGUGGAUGGCCGAUUAUUUUCCUUAUGAAAAUACAUACAGAUAUUUUCUCUUUUAUUAACAAUGACUGUGUUGGUGACAAUGAACACUCUUGAAAUGAUACUUAUUGCACUCGACAUGGGUCUAUAAGCACGAUUUGUCUUUUCUUAGCAACUUUGUCUAUUCAGCCUAUAAUCACCAUUCUUACGGUUAACGAUUCUGACGGAAGAAAUGAGUGUUACGGUCAGAUUAAUUAUAAUUCUGAAUUGAAUGACUGAUUAAAGUGGAGUGCGUGACGGUGUCAAGCAUAUCUAAUGCGAUCUUUUUUUUUACAUAUUUGGGUUAUGCGAAUGGAUACUUCACUUUGUAGUUACUCUUAUAUGAAGUCGCACU